Molecule: messenger RNA, 1407 nt
Organism: Centropristis striata (black sea bass)
Lineage: Eukaryota; Metazoa; Chordata; Actinopteri; Perciformes; Serranidae
Exons: 5
Coding region: 124-1320 (398 amino acids)
Source: RefSeq, a predicted model, not a curated record
AACAGAUAUAAAGGAGACACAGAAGAUCAGAGGUUACUCUCAAGUCCAGUCAGUCCCAGUGAAGUGCUUGUUUCAAACCAUAGCUUCUGAAGAGUACAGGCUGCUGCUUUUCAGUUAACUGCCAUGGCUCUUGGACUCCUUUUGUGGGUUUCCUGGAUUUGUUUUUUGCUGUUUGGCUUCAGCUCUGGAUUGCCAGCCACAAGAGGUCAUGGCUAUCCUCAUAAGUCUGACUACCGUAACAUCGGCGCCGAUACCGAUGACGACGCUCUGAUGUUUGACGACAGCACCUGGCAAGAAUCAGACCACCAACCCAGUGAUCCAAACUACAAACCUGCAGCUGCACAAUGGCCAGAACCUGCUGCACCGCCACAAAGCCUGCCCAACAACCCCAGUCCUCCUGAGGUGGAGAGGCCAGUUACUGGAGGUUCUGGAUACUGGGGCAAACCUGAGACCCUGCAGCCCUCAAUCCCCUCCAGCCCAAACUACAGGCCAGCUGUCCCCGUAAAGCCUCAACCAGGUCCUGUAAAGCCUCAAUCGGGUGGCGUCUCUACUGUUUUUGUGCAACCAUCUUCCAGUUUUGUAUCCCAACAGCCUUCCCAAGACCAGGACUCAAACUCCGGCUCCAGUGGAAGUGGCUCAACCUUUACUCGUCUCGUCUACGAGGACGUUUUUCAAUAUCCAUCUGAGAACAAACCUGAACCAGCUGCUUCUACAAACCGUAUGCCUGCACCUCCAGCUGGUGUUUCGACUGCUUUUGCACGUCCAACAACCCAUGUAUCUGCACCAUCCUCUGGAUUUCAACAGCCUGAGCCUGUUUACAAUGUGGCUGGUACGUCAGUUUCUGUUUCCCCGAACCAGGACUACAAGGAAGAGUUUCGUUAUCCAUCUAGAAUCGCUGGACCUUCUGGUACUGCACAAGGGUACAACCAGGGUAAUUAUAUGAGACCGCCUACAUCUCCAGCUGGUGUUUCUACUGCUUUUGCACCAUCCUCUGGCCAGGGUACCUACAGGAGACCCUCAUCCCAAAGUUUCCCAAAUAUAGGAAAGUACUUUGAGUCUCGGUUUCCACAAAAACCAGCAAUCAGCAAGCAAAAGGUCACUAAAACAGUGAGUGAACCGAGCCUUCCUCCCCUGCUGCCCCGUCGAAUCUAUAUUGUCCAGUCCAGAAAUGGCUACCAGCGAGCCAGGUACCUCCACACCGCCACCAGCUACACCCAGCCCACACACCCCAUCGUCAUGAUGCCUAUAAGAGCAAAGGCUGUUAAGGGUAAAGCAGCUGCCCCAAAGGGCGUGAAGAACCCUCAGAGGACCAACUGGUAACCAACAUGGCUGCUAAUGCAUCAAAGUUGCAGGAUGAAGAAAUUAACCCCACCAAGAAAUAAAAAAUAAAGCUUUUGAAAAUUUUAA